CCUACACUAUAUACAUGCCUACUCUAUACAUGUCUACACUAUACAUGUCUACUUUAUACUCUGUACAUGUGUACUCUAUAUACAUGCCUGCUCUAUACUCUACACAUGUACUCUAUACUCUAUGCAUGUCCACACUAUACUCUGUACAUGUCUACUCCAUACUAUAUGCAUGUCUACACUAUACCUGCCUACUCUAUAUGCAUAUCUACUCUUUACACGCUAUAUACUCUAUACAUGUCUAUACAAGCUUUAAACUAUACAUGUCUGUUCUAUGCAUGUUCAUCUUGCAUGUUUGCUGUAUGAUCUUAGAAAGUCAUAUGCAAGCAUGUAAUAUAACUAAACACCUACACCUGCUGAACAGUGUAUCAUGUGUAUAAGGGAUGGUUUAUGUUUUUACAUUUUGUGAGUAUAAUUAAUUAUCUGGUUCUUACAGGGCCACGUUCCGUAUAAUCCUAAUCACAAAAAAUUGAUCACGGUACACCUGCCUAAUGACAUAAGUCUCUAGUAGUGCCAAAGGCUGCCCUUUAACAAAAUGCCAUUUUCUAUAUAAAGCUCAGUCUAGGCACAUCAAGCUAUUACCCUAAUCCCCUUGGGGCUUGUUUACUUAAUUAAGCAGGCUGCUACGACUCCAAGAGGAAGCAGAAGCCACAGUACAGGACUCUAGUUCUGUAGUACAUCUAGAACAACAGGGUGUUUUUUUUUGUUGUUAAAAGACACAGUGGAUUUUUGAAAAAGGCCGUGGAUCACUGGCAGAGGAUAUGGGGGUGUCAACAAAUACGCCUGCCUCGUGUUUUCAAGCCUCAGCUCCAAACAAGUUAAGUUUUUUGUAUUAGCCACCUCAGGAAUCAAUGGGGAAAGACAAACAGAAGAAUUCCUUUGUGUGGGAAGUAAAUAUUUAGCCUUUCUGAGGAUUUCCUUGGUGAGAAGAGACAUCCACCAGGUGAGUUAUCUUUCUGGAGGCUUUUAGUAAUUUGUUAGAAAAUAAGCCCAGCUUUCCUUUCAUGGAAGGGCUCAUUCUUGUGAGAACUCUAGUGAGAACCUCUUAUGAAAAAGAGUAGGCAUACUGCAUGGAUUUCUACAGGAUUUGUAUAAGAACCUGACUAUAACUAUAGUUUAUAAUAGGAUACUACUAUGUAUUAUAGUUUGGGACACACAGGGAUAUUUAAAGUGGUGAAAAUAUUAUAGAGGAAACUGUAGUUAUCUUAUAGUUUCUUCUAGUAUCACCAUAGAUUUUUUUUCCUUUUUUGAUAAAGGAGAAAUAUGUGUGACAUGGGACAGAAUAAGUAUUUCUGUAUAGUAUCUGCAUUAAAAAUGACCAAAAACAACAUGCUGUAAUUUUAUGAUUUGAUACAGAGUUCAUCUAACCUCAUUCAGGUCAACUGACCUUUUAGACUUUUUGCCAGCCUUACUUUUAAGCUGUUGUCUCCAUUCAUAUACAUUACUAAUGAAACUCCUCUGUCUUCUUAGAUAGCUCUAAUUAGGCCCACUAAACUCCACUAAAACAGUGGGCCAAAAUAAGACUGUGAGGAAACCCUUUCAUUUACUCAGAAUCACGUUUCUAAUCUCUCUGGAUUAGAAACAUGGGGCACAUUUUAUCUGCCAAAUUACUCAUUCUAACCUCACAGAGUGAGUGUUUACACCUGAUCACUCAUUUUGUUCAGAGUCAGCGUAGCUCUGUUUUAGCACCCGUAUUCUAUCAAACCACGCCCCCUGUGCUGUGAUUGGCGAACAGGAACUCGCGUCCCCCUCUAGGAUUGGCUUAUAGUUAUGUGCGCAUGCGCAGAGAUUAGCUAGAGCUUCAGAAGAGCAGUCCGUCGUGUUUUGCUGGAAUACGAGUGGGAAAUAAAAUAAAUAACGCCAGGCGCUGUGUGUGCUGUGAGGAGGAUUGAGGCCAAUCAGGCCGGACACGAAUGAACUCGGAUUAAACUGUCGCCUGGAUCUGAUUACGGCACGGAAGAGCAUGACAUUUGUUUUUAUCUGCCACGCAAACGGCCUUAAAGCAUUAUUACAAUAACAAUAUGUUUGUUAGACCUUUAUUAGGGCUGUUAAUGUGGAUCCUCUGACUUUCAGUAUUGGAGAAGCGAUGGGCUGUGGGGUCACAAAAGGAAGUGAAUUCCAUAAAAGAUAUGACAAAGAUGGAAAUAUAAUCUCGGUUAGGAUCUCAGCGGCCAUAACAAUCCGAGCUGCUGUUCUGAUCCAGCGCUGGUACCGGCAGUAUGUGGCCCGCAUGGAGAUGAGGCGCAGAUACACCUGGAACAUCUUCCAGUCCAUAGAGUAUGCUGGCCAACAGGACCAGAUCAAGCUGUAUAAUUUUCUCGGUUACCUCGUGGAUAACUUCACACCCUCCAGCACUGAAAGAAACCUGAUCUCUCACAUCUUCAGAGAAAAUGAAGUAUGCCGGGAUGUAGAGUGGGAGAGAUACUUCGACUACAGGAAUAUUGAGGUGCCAGAAAUCUACUCAGGCCCACGGCUAACCUUUCCAUUGGAUGCAGAACAAGCUGCUGAUCUCGUAGAGGCCUUCCGAAACAAACAACAGCUCCAUUCCCGUUACGUUCUUCAACUUCUUGUGGAAACAUGGAAGUUGCUCAGAGUUCUGCCAAAUAUCAACCGAAUCUCAACCUGCCAUAGCAAAGAAAUCACAAUAUGUGGUGACUUGCACGGACAAUUAGAGGACUUGAUACUAAUAUUUUACAAGAAUGGUAUGCCGUCGCUGGAGAAGCCAUACGUUUUCAAUGGAGACUUUGUAGAUCGAGGCAAGGACUCCAUUGAGAUUCUACUCAUUUUGUUUGCCUUCUUGUUGGUGUAUCCUGGAGAAGUUCACCUUAAUCGAGGAAAUCAUGAAGAUCACAUAAUAAACCUGAGGUAUGGUUUCACCAAAGAAGUGCUGGGCAAAUACAAGAUGCACGGUAAGCGUAUCUUGAAGCUACUGCAGAAGAUCUUCAGCUGGUUGCCACUGGCAACAGUGAUUGAUCAGAAGGUGCUGAUAGUCCAUGGAGGGAUCUCAGACACGACUGACCUGGCUCUGGUGGCCAGAGUGGACAGGCACCGAUAUGUAUCUGCUUUGAGGCCUCCAAAGAAGAGGUUUACCUACUCUGUCCGGUCUUCAGUGGACUCAGAGAUAGAUGAGGACAUGAUCGGCUCUAAAUACAGCAUACUGAACAGGAGGCGAGCCUCUCUGACCUAUUUCAGGCCCUUUCCUUCCCGCGAAAGCUUUCAGCGCCGCUCCUUGCAGGACUUUUCGGCCACUGUGGCCCGGACCAUGGAAGAGGAGAUGGAGGUCCGGCGUAGGCAGGCCGCCCUGGCCUACCCUGGAUACAGCCUGUCCUGCAGACAUCUGAACACGUCCAUAUCAUCUGAAUCAGAUUCAAACUCUGUAGACACUUUUGAAAACAUCAACAAUGAGUGGAAACAGAUACUGGACUUGCUCUGGAGUGACCCCAUGAUGCCAAAUGGCUGCAUCCCCAAUGAAGUCCGUGGUGGAGGCUGUUACUGGGGUCCCAAUGUGACGGAGGAGUUUUUAAACAAACACAAUCUGCAGCUCAUCAUCCGCUCCCACGAAUGCAAACAAGACGGAUACGAGUUCUGCCACAACCGCAAGGUUCUCACCAUUUUUUCUGCCUCCAACUACUAUGAGGUGGGCAGUAACAGAGGAGCGUUCAUCAGGCUUGGUCCAGACCUAGUGCCUUACUUCAUCCAGUACCAGGCCAACAGCAUGACCCGUGAAAUGAGCGUCAGGCAAAGUGUCAGACGGACGGAGCACUCGGCUCUUAAAGUCCUGAGAGAGCAGCUGUUUGCGCACAAGUCAGACCUCCUCAGUGCCUUCCAGGAAUACGAUAAGGAGAACACAGGCCUCAUUUCUCUGAAUGACUGGGGCAGUGCAGUGGGUCAGGUGCUGCAUCUGGACUUGCCCUGGAGAAUGCUGCGCUCUCAGCUUAUCACCACCACCACUGAUGACAUGCUGGACUACAACAACUGGUUCCGUAACCUCGCCAUAAAGGAGCCAAGCUGUGAGCACAUUGAGCAGACAUUGUUGGAGACGCUUUACAGACACCGCUCCACUCUGGAGACCAUCUUCAGGAUAGUGGACACAGACAACUCGGGUGUCAUUUCUUUCGAGGACUUCUGUCAGACAUGGAAACUUCUUAGUGUCUAUUUGAAAAUGGAGAUUUCUGAGGAAGCCAUCAAUGACUUGGUGGUCAGCACAGACACAAACAAAGAUGGCAGCAUAGACAUUGAUGAGUUCAUGGAGUCCUUUCGGCUGGUGGACAGAAACAUGUUAGAGAGGGGCAAAAGCUUAUUCAUGCGUAGGUCAGAGGACCAGGAUGGACCUCCAGAAGAACAGCCCCAACAGACAACAGGACCAGAAGGUGGACUUCUUGUUCCACCUCAAUAGGUUACAACAGUGUUGUACUGUUGGUUUAUCCAUUCCAUUCCCAACAGACUCGCCUAUGUGGUCGUGGCUCAGGAUUCAUAGUGAGGAUCUUCAGGGGUUUCAGAGAGUGGUUUUCCAUAAGGAGGUGACCAGAAAGAGAUACAAGGUGAUGAGGCUUGGAAGUGUCAGUGAUGGCCCAGAGUUGAGGAUGUGCUCUCAGAAAGGCCUGUUGGAACCUUCAGAUGACACAGCUAUAUGGCAAAUGGGCUUAUGGAUUACCUACAACUCUAGAGAUUUUUUUUUUUUUUUGGUGGAAAUGCUUUGGGAUCUCUGGAGGCGGCGAUUUUAAAGAUUAAUUUGAAGAGAUCAAUAACAUAAAAACAUUUCACUCAGGGUAACAAGUUGAUAGCAAGCAAGUUCACUCAAGAAAAACAGAGACUGCCAACAUCAUACCUCCACGUAUACAACUUGACAGCAUGUUCUUUUGUCCACAAACUGAAACAGUAUCUUUAAGGUGAAGAUGAUCCUUUGAAGAAAAGAUUACUCUUCAGAAUCCUAAAGGAAGUCAGAGACUCAUCUUCAUUUAAUGGAUUUCCAGUCAAAGAGUCAUUAAGUACAAGUUGGUCCUUUUUUUGGAGAUAUUUAAGACUUUAAAAAAGUCUUCCAAAGAAAAUGGAAGCUGGAAAUAAAGGCAAAGGGCCGACACACUGAGUAUUGAAAAAAAAGAAUUAUAUUUAGUUGUUGAGACUUCUGUAUAAUUUUCU
Molecule: messenger RNA, 5136 nt
Organism: Colossoma macropomum (tambaqui)
Lineage: Eukaryota; Metazoa; Chordata; Actinopteri; Characiformes; Serrasalmidae
Product: serine/threonine-protein phosphatase with EF-hands 2
Exons: 19
Coding region: 2084-4393 (769 amino acids)
Biological process (GO): detection of stimulus involved in sensory perception; negative regulation of MAPK cascade
Cellular component (GO): cytosol; nucleus
Molecular function (GO): calcium ion binding; manganese ion binding; Hsp90 protein binding
Source: RefSeq, a predicted model, not a curated record